This is a messenger RNA of Xyrichtys novacula (pearly razorfish), 603 nucleotides long. The record is from the annotation of a GenBank genome assembly. Lineage: Eukaryota; Metazoa; Chordata; Actinopteri; Labriformes; Labridae.
AUGCCAGAGAAGAAUAGAAAUGUAGGGGCUGAGGAUGAUGGAGAUACAGACAGUCAUGGUGCAGAAAGGGUAGAUGCCUAUAGUCAAGUGGAUGAGGACCAGGAUGAUGAGAGGCAGGAUGCAGGGGAAGGUCAGCAUGAUCAGGGAGCUGUGGAAAAUGGGCACAUGACACCUGACCAUUCUCAAGCUAGCAAAAAUAUCUGGAAAGUCCAAGACAAUCUCUUUGAUAGAGAUUUGCCUACUUUUCUAGGAGAGUGGAAAUUCAAUGUGGAGGGAAGAGAGCCCAUAGACUUCUCCAGACAUCUGUUUCCAGCAGAUCUCAUUGAUGAUAUAGUGAAAAACACCAACUUGUAUGCUCCCCAGAAAGGGAAAGAAAAUCUGGUAGUGACAGGAGAAGAAAUGCAGACUUUUUUAGGGAUCAACAUGAUCAUGGGGUACAUUCGUUAUCCCGGGGCACAAAUGUACUGGUCUAGUGAGGAUGGCCUUCAUCUAGGGAUGAUUGCAAAUGCCAUGUCUGUAAACAGAUAUGAGCAAAUCCUGUGCUCAUAUAAAGCCUGUGUGCCACUGUGCCCUGGAUGCUUUGCCAACUUUCAUACAUCCUAG